Oppiella nova is the source of this 641-nucleotide messenger RNA. Lineage: Eukaryota; Metazoa; Arthropoda; Arachnida; Sarcoptiformes; Oppiidae. The record is from the annotation of a GenBank genome assembly.
UCAUACUACCAUCCCUGGUCAUGGCCUACACAUACACGUGUAUCUGCCAUCAGCUAUGGAUUGUGGUUCAGCAAAGGGCUGGUAUGGUCUGCGGGCGCGACAACUUUGCGGGCAAUGGUAGCACCGAAAUGCGAGAACUUAAUUACAGUGAGAAUCACUCGGAAUAUUCGGCUAACAAUCAGAACCACCAAAACCAAAGACCUCUGCAGCAGAUAUACCACAAUAAGACAGAUGAAGACAGUUCUACUGUGAAACAGGUGACUAUAAUUAAGGUAAUCAAAAUGUUAGUGGCAGUAGUGGUGCUGUUCAUAAUAUGCUGGUCGCCCAUACUCAUCAUUAACGUGUUGACAUCGUUUGGUAUUAUAGACCCAUUAAACUACGGAUAUUUAAAGCCCUUGAGAACAGCUGCCCAUCUAUUAUCGUACGUGAAUUCGUGCAUAAAUCCAGUGGUCUAUGGGUUUAUGUCGAAGAACUUUAGGGCCUCAUUCAAGGCGGCUCUCAGCAAAUGUCUUCACUGCAAAGGUAAUGGAGGUUACGGUCAAAGCAGUUCUAAUCGCAGCUAUACCUCCACGUAUCGCAUCAAUAGCACGACCGCCACCAGAGCUACAACUAUAUGGACUCAACAACAGAUGAACCACUAA